Molecule: messenger RNA, 2877 nt
Organism: Pygocentrus nattereri (red-bellied piranha)
Lineage: Eukaryota; Metazoa; Chordata; Actinopteri; Characiformes; Serrasalmidae
Gene: ifrd1
Product: interferon-related developmental regulator 1
Exons: 12
Coding region: 1352-2629 (425 amino acids)
Cellular component (GO): nucleus
Source: RefSeq, a predicted model, not a curated record
UUGUGCUGUCAAGUGCCGUUAAAACUCUCAUGGAGGAGUUUGGAAAGAACUACAACGCCAAUGGCCAACGCGGCCUGUUUUGGUUGACAGCCAAAGGAUUCGUGGCUUUUGAGGGUUAAACAAAGGAAUAUUUUUCAGAUCGACUUAACAGUCGGUGUCGCUGGAUAUAGUUUUUGAACAAGUGUCAUUUUACGUCCGCAUCGACGUCGUGUAUAUAUAUUUUUUAAAUGUUGAAUUAGGAUCUACGUGGCCAAACGAGGAGGCUAGCAAAAGGCAUAGAAAAUGUCCGCUGGCUAGCAUGCUAGCUAAUGUUUCCAGGUUCUUAUGUUAGCACGUUAAUCCCAUUUAAAUACAAGAACUGUAGCUAACGAGGAAAAACCGUCAGACAUGGUUUUAUGGAGAGGCAUGUUCUAUUUGUAUUCUCUUGUGGUUAAACUGGCUGUUGUGAAGUUAAUGCGUCAAGUUAGACUUUCCAGCUGUCAUACAAGACACCCUUUAACUUUAAUAAACUCAAGUUAAAUACAAGGCAGUUCUGGUCGAUGGUAACUAAAGCAGGUUCAUUAACUCGUAUAAUUAUAAACUGUCAGUGUUUAGUUAGCCCUUCGCCAGCAUCUCGUUCCGUUUUUCCCUUUCCGCCUUAAAUGGCGCAGCAGUUGAGUUCUGGCGCCUUAUUUACAUCGUUACGUUCUGCACCAUUUAAGGUGGAACGGGAAAUUCGAACAAGAAGCUAUUGCAUAUGAAUUCAACUUCAGUCUAGUGGCUUACCAUGUGUAACCUUGGCUAAAUUGCUCACGGAGUGCCAAACUUUAGCCCGCCGUGCUGUCUAGGCUAGGUUAACCACGUACCCAGCGCCAGGACCCAAACAUGAUUCGGCCUACAAGCUCGCAUAUUGACUUGUUCAGCAAGGCAGAGUGGAAGGUUGUGCUGGGCCACAGCUCUGUUGGUCUAGGGUGUUCUUGUGAGCUACUGCACGCGUCUGGUCACUGACCCCAGACUGUGAUUAACUGGUUACAUAACGCAGGCCUGUGGAGUGUCUAGCCCUAAAUCGGCGUUCUCCAACGUGGAACCGACAGCUGGUCGUGUUGAUCCACAGACCUGUAGCUUCUCUUGCAGCUGAACGAAAAGAGGCGCGUUGACAAGGGUGGCCACGUUUACUACCAGCAUCCCACGUUUUCCUGGACGAUGAACUUCGACCAUACAAAAUGACUUACUAUCGUGAUAGUACAGUGUUUUUCUGAAGAUCAUGGAUAUCAGUACUUGUGGAACACUGACCAAUUGCAUGUUUCUUUAUAAAGAGUAAUAUAACCCUAUUUAUGAUUGUUAACCUAAAGAAGCAAACUUUGGAAAAGACAUGCCUUGGUCAUUCAACAUUUUGGGGCGACAGCAUGGAGCUGUCCAGCCAUUCAGUGAUGAGGACGCUUCCAUUGAGACGCUCAGCCACUGCAGCAGCUUUAGUGACUCCACCAGCAUGGCAGAGGAAGGUGGAGAGGCUGAGGAUACUGCUCAGGAGGAUUUCCAGUACAAGCUGAAGGUUUACAUUGAUUGCACAGUUGAUAAAAGUGCUAAAACCAGGCAAGGUGCCCUGGAUGGAUUGAAGACUGCAAUGGCAACCAAAAUCCUAUAUGAAUUCCUUCUGGAGAGAAGAAUGACUGUCACAGACAGCAUUGAGCGCUGCUUGAAAAAAGGUAAAGGAGAGGAGCAGCGUGCAGCAGCCUCCCUAGCAUGUCUCCUGUGCAUCCAGUUAGGCUCAGGAAUCGAGAGUGAAGAAGUUUUCAAGACACUCAAACCCAUAUUUAAGACCAUCCUCAGUGAUGGAACAGCAAGCAUCCAGGCCAGACAGGCAUGUGCAACAGGUCUAGGCCUAUGCACUCUGGUUGCAGAAGAUGAUAUCUUGGACGUGUAUGCCACUAUGGAGUGCUUUGAGAGUCUCUUCACCUGCUCAUAUGUGCGAAAGGAUGGCAGCAGGCCCUCUCUGAGCCCUCAGGCUACUCAGCUCCACACCAACGCACUGCUGUCCUGGGCUCUGUUGCUCACCAUCUGCAGCGCCAGCCACAUCACAACAAUCAUCCACAAACAUCUGGCCAAGCUGCCACGGCUGCUGGAGAGCGAGGACGUGAACAUGCGAAUUGCAGCCGGGGAAACCAUCGCUCUACUGUUUGAGCUGGCCAGAGAUGUCAACCCAGAAUUUGAUUGUGAGGACUGGGAGCCACUGUGCAGCAAGCUGAAUGCUUUGGCCACUGACUGCAACAAACACCGUGCUAAGACUGACAAGAGGAAGCAGCGAUCUGUCUUCAGGGAUGUGCUGAAAGCUGUGGAGGAAGGAGACUUUCAGACGGAGACAAUCCGCUUUGGCACAGAGCGAAUGGUCAUUGACAGCUGGGUAAGGAAGAGGACCUACGAUGCCUUCCGAGAGUUUGUGGGCUCCGGAAUGAACUACCAUCUACAGGCAAAUGAAUUCAUCAGAGACGUGUUUGGCCUGGGACCACCUGUGCUUAUUGACUCUGCUGCGCUAAAAGCAAUGAAGAGCUCCCGCCUUGAGAGGCAUCUGUACAACGCUGCUGCAUUCAAGGCUCGCACCAAGGCCAGAAACAAGUUUCGUGACAAGAGGGUGGAUGUGGGUGAAUUUUAGAUCCUUUUCCCCCAACUCCAUUGAAUUAUUCUGUAACCCUGUGGUCCUUUGGGUCCAAUGUGUUUUGUCCAUGUAUAGAAUAAUAUUCCUAAGACAUGCAUUUUUAAUAUAUGUAUUUAUAUGGUAUGCUAUAGUUUGUGGUGGGUCUGUAUUCUGUAGCAUUAAAGCUUUGCUCAUAAUCUCAAUGUCUAUGCUCUCCCGCAGUGAUAUAGCGUAGUGAUGAGAAAAUAAAAUUGGAGCUCCCAGAA